AUCGAUAGCUUCUUUGCUACCUAUCGGUUUGUUUUUCCAUCACUAAAAUCAGCGGCAUUUUAUUAAAUUAGCGUAAAAAUAUAAUUUAUCAUUAAAAAGUUGAGUAAAAGCUAUUAAGUAUGUCUUUCAUGAAUCCCGUGGACAUGGUGGAUGAGGAUGCCGCCGACCUGCAGUUUCCUAAAGUUAAGCCUCUAGGGGAUCCGGUUCAGAGGUUCGCAUAUGCACGUCAAGAUGAAAACACCAGGAGAUCCGUGGUUUCUUAUAAGCCCUACGCCCUGCACAGACAACUGGAGCAGCUAGAGGAACUUGCGCGGGAUGACAAUAGCAGCGUACCAGUGUCUUUAACGGACUUUAGUCGAUGUGCCACGUGUCGGUGCAGUCUCACAGAGCCCUAUAUAAAGUGUUCCGAGUGCCUGGACAUUCUGCUGUGCCUUCAGUGCUUUUCGAAGGGACGGGAGGCCUUCUCGCACCGCAAUAACCAUGCCUAUAUCAUAGUCCGCGACAAUAUCCAGGUUUUUGCCGAAGAACCACACUGGACGGCCCGCGAUGAGCGCAUACUCCUAAGGACGCUACGCACACAAGGCUACGGUAACUGGGAAGCGAUAUCUCAGGCUCUGGACCAGCGACAUACGCCUUCUGAAGUGCGCCGUCACUAUCACGAUUGCUACUUUGGAGGGAUCUUUGAAAGACUGCUUAACCUGAAGCAUGCUAGGCACAGCUACCUCCCCGAGAGAAUGCCGUAUGUCUUCAAAAUGCGCAGCCUAGAUCCACCCCGACACGAUGAUAUCGCCUCUAUGCAGUUUAAAAUGAGUGCAGGCUAUCGGUGUGCAAGAGGAGAUUUCGACACUCCGUAUGACACUUCCGCCGAGAGUCUGUUAUCCAUCAUGGUGGAUCACAGGGGCAGGGAUGAUGAUCACGAGACGACGGAGAGCGAAUCAGAACGCGGAUUAAUCGAGGAACUGCAGCAGGGACUGGUGCGUGCGUACAACAAUCGCUUAAAGGAGCGACAACGUCGUUAUAAAAUCAUGCAGCAGCACGGCCUGAUAAUGCCAAAUCGUACAAUAAGCUGGAUUUCCAAGUACGUACACGCGUUCAAUAGUGAUGCGAUGUGCAUGCGUUUUCUGGGCCUCAUGCAAAUCUGUCCAGAUCCCAUUCAAUUCGACAUGCUGCUGGAGUCUUUGCGUUAUUACCGGGAGCUGCACACCCGGUUAAAUAAGCUUUACAAUCUGCGACAACAAGGCGUGCGCACUAAUUCAGCAGCUAAGCUGUAUAUUCGCCUUCACAAAGAACGUCAAAAGGCUCAGCGGGAUUAUAGCAGACAGAAGCAAAUGGAUAACAUCGACUGGCAGCAGUUGGUACAGCAUUACGAGAGUAACAGGAAUGGUGAGCAGCUGCCCCUUGGAAUCAACACAAAGUUCUAUACCAUGAAUACACGCCGGAAGGCAAGUCCUAUUGAGAUUGGAGGUAGGAGGCACUCUCAUCCUUGUGGGAGGACGACUAAAACUAGUGUUUCUUGUUUUUCAGACCUUCCUGGUUACUCCAAACUGGACGAAGGCGAACGAAAGUUGUGCAGUGUGGCUCGUUUGGUUCCACAAUCAUACCUGGAAUACAAGAAUCAACUGGUUUCAGAGCACACCAAGCUCGGAUAUCUAAGGCUGGCCGAUGCGCGACGUCUUAUCAAGAUUGAUGUGAAUAAAACACGCCAAAUCUACGAUUUCCUGUUGGAACACGGCCAUAUAAGCAGGCCGCCUUCCUUCGGCUAACUCUUAGUUUUUCUUCAAAGUUUCACUUAGUUUGAAAAUGCCGAAACGCUGCUAAUAUCGGAGGUGCAUAUGCUUCUCGAUCAUCGGAAACGACAGAACGAAUCCGCCGACGAGGAGCAAGAGUUCUCG
Messenger RNA from Drosophila eugracilis, 1892 nucleotides. Its product is annotated as DNA-directed RNA polymerase II subunit Rpb4. Lineage: Eukaryota; Metazoa; Arthropoda; Insecta; Diptera; Drosophilidae. The coding region runs from base 120 to 1763 and encodes 547 amino acids. Gene Ontology annotation, cellular component: P-body; SAGA-type complex; RNA polymerase II, core complex. The transcript is spliced from 4 exons. The record is from RefSeq and is a predicted model, not a curated record. Gene Ontology annotation, molecular function: nucleotide binding; zinc ion binding; chromatin binding. Gene Ontology annotation, biological process: transcription initiation at RNA polymerase II promoter; positive regulation of translational initiation; chromatin remodeling.